This is a messenger RNA of Botrytis cinerea B05.10, 1134 nucleotides long. RefSeq lists its product as hypothetical. The transcript has a single exon. The record is from RefSeq and is a predicted model, not a curated record. The coding region runs from base 541 to 792 and encodes 83 amino acids. NCBI's taxonomy places the organism in Eukaryota, Fungi, Ascomycota, Leotiomycetes, Helotiales, Sclerotiniaceae.
GGGAUGGAAGAAUGUCAUAUGUUUUUUUCUUCUUCAGACUAGUACAUGUGGGAUACUCAAUCCAUAAAGCUCGUCUGAACUCUUUUUAGGUUGUGUAUUACCGUCACUGAUAUCUGACCAAGGGGCGUAUUCACUGCUCUUUUUUUUCUUUCGAUUUUUAUCACUACUACUGCAUUCUAAAUGUGAUUCCAUCAUUUUUUGAGCCAUAUCCAACUGUAUCUUCAAUGAAAUUUUCCAUUCAAAACCUUCAACUCGCAUCGCUCAGCCAGUACAGCUGUACUUCUUGGGCAGUCACAUAAUCUCUCAUAAUCUCGGUUCCCGUUAUGUACGAUGAAACCAAAUUCAUUACCAGCAUACUAAUUCUGGUUGCUCUCGUCUGCAUGAUCAUCACCAUCGUGUUUCUCUGGGUCUAUAUAUAUUCUCGUCAAAUUCCAUCACUCUCGUCUUUCUCAUCUUAUCAUUCACAUCAGAUUCUUCUCCACCCACCUCCACGCCCAAAUUUCCACGCGUACUCUCUCGAAUCCUCAGCAUACUCAUAUCAUGAAGUUCCUCCCUGAGUUCGCACUGGCGCUGGCCAUAGCUGCUGGCGUGAUGGCCGGUGUUUUAGAUGCCAGCGCAAGCGGUGCUGGAACUUCGAUUUCAACUUCGACUUCGAGCGCAACUUCUUCAAGUGCUAGUACGGCAACUGUUACAACCACCACGACAGCUAAUCCUUACGGUGCGUACGGAGAAUAUGGUAACUAUGGAGCGUAUGGAAGUUAUGAAAGUUAUAAGAAGAGAGCGAUGAAGUAGUACUACGGAGAUCGAAGGUGAUUUAUUGUCUGAGGGGACUUUGAAUUGAGACUAACUGGUGUAGGAUGGUCCUGAGUCUGAUGUUGAUGUGUUUGGCGAGGGGUCUUUUCUGUUCGGAAGUGCACUUUCACUUGGGGGCGGGGGUUUCGUUGGGUGGCUUGGAGGUUUCAAUUUAGUUCAGAAGUGCGAUCUUCUUUGGUGUAAUUCAUUUUCCGCACGAUCACGACAUGGUAAAGAAUUCAAAGGAUUUGUGGACAUUCUUCAUUGCAGAGUCUUAUUAGGCAAUGGAGCUGAAGUAAUAUUUUUUCAAUACAAGCCCGAAAUAUUUCCCAUUCAGGGCUA